CACAUCACGGUACAGAUACAGCAAUCGCACUCUUCAUCACCGCAGUCGCAUCCAAAGCACGGCUUGGAGACUGUCUUGAUGGGUUUCCUGAUCGAAGACCCCGAGCUGGAGGAGGGGAGUAUGAAGUUGACGGGAGAGGAGAAGGAUCCGGCGUUCAUUCUGGAUAAGAGGUGA
Messenger RNA from Aspergillus saccharolyticus JOP 1030-1, 174 nucleotides. RefSeq lists its product as uncharacterized. The transcript has a single exon. NCBI's taxonomy places the organism in Eukaryota, Fungi, Ascomycota, Eurotiomycetes, Eurotiales, Aspergillaceae. The annotation marks the transcript as partial. The record is from RefSeq and is a predicted model, not a curated record.